AUGAAGCGGCUAAUCAAGAGCUUACAGAGCUUCUCGCCGACCUCGUCGGAGCAUGUGGAUCUGUUCAGCAAGAUGACGCUGGGGGACUUUGGCUUCUACGUUAGCGACACAGACGCAAUGCGAUACAUGGCGUACAACACCUAUCCCAUUGCAGAGCACGCCUUCCAUCUUGAGAACGCACUGCACCAACACAGGCUCAGCACCAGGACGACACAGGUCUCCCCCAUGGCCUGGAAGUCGUCAAGUAACGACGUCAUCGGCUGCUCGACGCUCUACCAGGACGAGGCAGUCACAUUGUGCUGGUUUGUGAUACCGCCUGGCAGGGCACUGCCGCUGCACGAUCACCCGGGUAUGACGGUGUGGCAGCGCGCCAUGCACGGCCGACUGCAUAUCUACUCCAUCGCUCGUGCAGCCACCUCACAAGCCGGCGCCAGUGCACUGGCAGCGCCAAUUAACGGCACUGUGCUCUUCGACGGUGAGGUAGAGGGGAUCGGGCAUGCGAUUCCGGCGUCAGAUGUGCUGAAGUUUACGCCCGCGGGAAGCAGCAGCGGCGUGCUGCAUGAAAUUCGCAAUAUCGAUGCAGCGCAGCCCGCCUUGUUUGUGGACAUCAUUUCGCCUCCGUACAACCAAGCACCGUCCAACAUUCCAUGUGGCUACUACACUGCCGAACCCCUCGAUGCCACUGCCACACUUCUGCCCUCUCUCGACGAGGACUGUGGUGUGCGCCAUCAGCUGAAGGCGGGUGACAAGGUGCGCCUGCACCCCCGCAGCAACUACAGCGGUCCCGCCAUGGAUGCAUUCGUGCGCAUUGGGUGA
This is a messenger RNA of Leishmania braziliensis MHOM/BR/75/M2904, 816 nucleotides long. RefSeq lists its product as hypothetical. NCBI's taxonomy places the organism in Eukaryota, Euglenozoa, Kinetoplastea, Trypanosomatida, Trypanosomatidae. Gene Ontology annotation, molecular function: oxidoreductase activity, acting on single donors with incorporation of molecular oxygen, incorporation of two atoms of oxygen. The record is from RefSeq and is a predicted model, not a curated record. The coding region runs from base 1 to 816 and encodes 271 amino acids. The transcript has a single exon.